Gigantopelta aegis is the source of this 1153-nucleotide messenger RNA. Its product is annotated as histone 24-like. The transcript has a single exon. NCBI's taxonomy places the organism in Eukaryota, Metazoa, Mollusca, Gastropoda, Neomphalida, Peltospiridae. Gene Ontology annotation, biological process: negative regulation of DNA recombination; chromosome condensation; nucleosome assembly. The coding region runs from base 83 to 610 and encodes 175 amino acids. The record is from RefSeq and is a predicted model, not a curated record. Gene Ontology annotation, molecular function: double-stranded DNA binding; nucleosomal DNA binding; structural constituent of chromatin. Gene Ontology annotation, cellular component: nucleosome; nucleus.
AGCUUCGAUACUCGCUAAUUUGAGAUUCGCUCCGUACAACUUUUUUUUGUUAAAGGUCCACGAAGUCUUAUCAGGAAAAAAAAUGGCAGACGUUGCUCAAGUCCAGAAGACCCCCAAGAAGAAGGCAACCAAGCCAAAGAAGGUGUCCAGCCACCCGAAAUACAACGAAAUGAUUAAAGCAGCAAUUGCCGCUUUGAAGGAUCGUCAUGGAUCAUCCCGACAGGCCAUCCUGAGCUACAUCGUCAAACACUACAAAGUAGCCGAUGAAAAAACCGUCAACAGUCACCUGAAGCUUGCACUCCGCGCUGGAGUCAAGAACAAGUCCCUGAAGCAGUCCAAGGGUACCGGAGCUUCUGGAUCAUUCCGACUUGGCGAGCUGAAGGCAAAGAAGGCGCCAAAGGCCAAGAAACCAAAAGCAGCCAAGCCAAAGAAGGCCAAGAAACCAAAAGCAGCCACCAAACCCAAGGUGAAGAAACCCAAGACGAAGAAGUCUCCCAAAAAGGUGUCGAAACCCAAGACGGCCAAGGCAGCAAAGCCCAAGAAGCCCAAGACCCCAAAGAAGACUAAGUCUCCCAAAAAGAAGGCAGCGAAGAAACCCGCCAAAAAGUGAACCAGACGAUAGUGGACAAUAGAAAGUUUUCAUAAUCAUUUAGAUACAUUGAUCAUCAUAACCAGCACACCGGUUGUGUUCGUUUGUAUCAGGGACUACUUCACAGGCAGCAAAACACCCACCAAGACACUGUCCCGCCUUUUCUAGGCAUGAUUGUAACAUUCGUUUUCAUGGAGAGAAAAAAAAAAAAGAAGAGAAAAGAUCUCAAUUUGAAAUUCCAAUUGACAUUAACAUUUCUUUCCAGUCAUGACCGAUAAUUAUGGAAGCAGACGAGGCUACUUUCUACUUCAACUCUUACAUUAUAGUGCUAAUUGUGUAAACGAAAAACUUGCGAAACUGAUGUCCCAGUACUUGAUCGAAGCAAAAUUUGAGUGCGUCUGUUUGACAUUUUUGACAGUGCUAUUGUUAUUAAACUUUUAAUAACGUUGAAAGAGGACUUGGUGCAUUCGUUUGUAUAUAGUAUUUAUUUCAUACAAAAAUCAUGUUCAUGCUUCAUUGUGUAUAUAUUCAUUAUCAGAAGAAAAAAAUAUUAAGUGAAAUCUA